UCUGACCUCUCCACAGUGCGUGGGAGCUAGCUAGCUAGCUAGAGGUGCAGAAGGUACGUAGGUAGCCACACCACCAGCUCAUCGUAAGCUAGCUAGCCAUGGCGGCACUGCUUUGCAGCCCCAGCAAGGUGCGGCGCAGCAUGCUUCUGGUCGGCGUAGCGCUGAUGAUGGUCGGGAUGCACCUGAGCGCGGCGACCCUGGACGAGGAGAUCGAGCUCAUCUGGGGCGCAAGCCACACCUACUUCUUCAUGGACGGCGAAACCGAGACGCUGGCGCUGUCCCUGGACGAACAGCAGGGCUCUUGCUUCCGGUCCAAGGACAUGUACCUCUACGGCACCAUCAGCAUGGACAUCAAGCUCGUCGAGGGCAACUCCGCCGGCGUCGUCGCCACCGCCUACACCAUCUCCGAAGGCCCGUGGUCGUAUCACGACGAGAUCGACCUGGAGUUCCUCGGCAACCAAACCGGCCAGCCAAUCGUCCUCCACACCAACAUCUUCGUCAACGGCGUCGGCGGCCGGGAGCAGCAGUUCUACCUCCCGUUCGACCCCACCGCCGACUACCACACCUACACCAUCGAGUGGAACCCCAAGUACAUCCUGAUCAAAGUGGACGGGAAGGCGAUCCGGGCGUUCAAGAACUACGAGCAGUACGGCGUGGCGUUCCCGACGUGGCAGCAGCAGCGCGUGUACGGCAGCCUGUGGGACGCGGACGAGUGGGCGACGCAGGGCGGGCGCAUCAAGACCGACUGGUCGGAGGCGCCCUUCGUCGCCUACUACCGGAACUACACCGUGGCCUGGUGCCAGCCGUCGCCCGGCGUGUCGUGGUGCGGCGCCGAGCCCAGGGACUCGAAGCGCUUCGACCUGGACCAGAAGACGCUGGGGGAGCUGUGGUGGGCGAGCCAGCAGUACAGGAUCUACGACUACUGCUCCGACCACAAGAGGUUCAACGACUCCGAAUUCCCCAAGGAAUGCUCGCUGCAACGCCAAGGACUGUGAGUCUGCGAUCGCGACGUCCUUCAGUGCUUGCAUUUGUUGCAUUAAUUGGUGGCCAAUUCAUUAUUUGAGAGGGGGAUCGAUCGAACGGUUUGAGAAAGCUCGAUCCGCUGAUUAUUAUUACUACUUGAUUUUGUACAUCUGAUGAAGAACACAGCAGGUACACGAGUACACAAUUUUGAUUCUUUAUUAGAUUGGUGAGUGAUCGAUGAUGAGUUGGUCGACGAUCUUCUCCGGCUCUGCUUCGCUUCUUCCCGUGUCAUUUCAGAUGUAUCAAGAUUUCUCUGACAGAGUUGCGCUUUGUUUUCGCCAUGUAAACUCAUGAAUAGCUUCUUCCACAUUAUUGUUGUGAUAAACCAUAUACUUUUUAUCA
Molecule: messenger RNA, 1365 nt
Organism: Sorghum bicolor (sorghum)
Lineage: Eukaryota; Viridiplantae; Streptophyta; Magnoliopsida; Poales; Poaceae
Product: xyloglucan endotransglucosylase/hydrolase protein 24
Exons: 3
Coding region: 99-995 (298 amino acids)
Biological process (GO): cell wall biogenesis; xyloglucan metabolic process
Cellular component (GO): cell wall; apoplast
Molecular function (GO): xyloglucan:xyloglucosyl transferase activity; hydrolase activity, hydrolyzing O-glycosyl compounds
Source: RefSeq, a predicted model, not a curated record